This is a messenger RNA of Anopheles arabiensis, 989 nucleotides long. RefSeq names its product zinc finger protein with KRAB and SCAN domains 2. Lineage: Eukaryota; Metazoa; Arthropoda; Insecta; Diptera; Culicidae. The transcript has 2 exons. The coding region runs from base 126 to 839 and encodes 237 amino acids. The record is from RefSeq and is a predicted model, not a curated record.
AAUAACCAACAACAACACAACGACGACGACGACGGCCAAUAAUUGACGCGCCUUGCAUGUAAACAAACGGAAAGGCUCGACGCGUAGCGCUUGUUUUGGUGCAUUUUUGUUCAGACCCGCUUGAAAUGGCCCGCCGGAAUGUGUGGACGCCGGAGGAAACCCGGGAACUGCUGACGAUCAUCAAGGAGCUGGAUUUGAUGAAGCUGUUCGGCGAGGAGCGCAACACCAAGCUGUACCAAAUCACGGAGAACGAGAUGAAACAACGCGGGUACUUCGACAAGGACGCUUUUCAGAUCGAACACAAGUGGAAAAAUCUAAAGCGUUCGUACUACAAAACAAAGCGCGAAAACUACCUGGCAGAGUCGUGCGAAUAUUUCGAGGAACUGGACGAGCUGAUGGCCAUGAAGCCGCCGGCACCGUCGAGCUCCAAAGGCAAUGAAUCGGCCAGCCAACCGAAGCGACCGAGAGCGGUGCUGGAAAACUUUGACGUGCUGCUAACCAAGCUGGCCAAGGUGGAUCGGGAAAAUAACGAAGAGUUUUUCAAAAAACAGAAAGACCUAGUAGACUACGAGUUUGACCUGUUCACGCAUGACGAGCGCCAGUACACGACGAAGGUGUCGCAAAUGCUGAACCGCAACAUGAACGAUUUCUGCGUGAAAGCGCAGCAAAUUUUAUUGCAGGAAGGGGUGGUGAUACGGAUCAUCGAUGAAACGCCCACCAUGGAAGAUAGUACGGAGGAACUCGAGCUGCAAUCCAGCGACCAGCUGGCGCACCCGGUUGUGAAGAAGGAAAUUGUGAAGGAGUUUUACCAAACGUGGCGAGAGGAGGAACCAUUCUAAAGUGGGGGGGGAUGCUGACUUUCACCGUUUCCCCGGCACACACAUGCUGAUUGAUAAAUAUUAAAAACGAAAAUUCAAUUAUGCUAAGUAAAUUGUAAUCAUAUUUAGUUUAUUCGUCUCAAUAAUCAUAGCUUAACAAAUUGCAUAAUA